UCAUUUGUGUUUACAGCCAUAAGUUCGCAAACGUUUGAACGUCAUUUUGUUAGAAAAAAAAAUUGACAGAUUGAAUUUCUCACACCGAACCGAGGUUAAACAACCUUAGAACAAAAUGGAUUUCCAAAAUCGUCCCGGUGGCAAAACUGGUGGAGGCGGUGUCGCCUCCUGGUCGGAAACCAAUCGCGACCGCAAAGAGCGUCUCAGGCAACUCGCCUUGGAAACCAUUGACCUGAACAAGGAUCCAUAUUUUAUGAAGAAUCAUCUCGGCUCUUACGAAUGCAAACUCUGUCUAACGUUACACAACAAUGAAGGAAGCUAUCUCGCCCACACCCAAGGUAAAAAACAUCAAGAGAAUCUGGCGCGUCGUGCUGCCAAAGAGGCCAAAGAAGCCCCCUCAAUGUUGGCUCCCGAGAAACCCCGUGUCGAGCCGAAGAAGUUCGUCAAAAUCGGUCGUCCUGGUUAUCGAGUGACAAAACAGCGAUGUCCCGACAAUGGACAACAGUCGUUGCUUUUCCAAAUCGAUUAUCCCGAGAUCUCGGAGGGUAUCAUUCCACGACAUCGCUUCAUGUCGGCCUAUGAACAGAAAAUUGAGCCGCCAGACCGUAAAUGGCAAUACCUUCUAUUCGCAGCCGAACCCUACGAGACAAUCGCUUUCAAGGUGCCCUCGCGAGAAGUCGAAAAGACCGACGGCAAGUUCUGGACUCACUGGAAUCGGGAUACCAAGCAGUUCUUUUUGCAGUUCUCGUUUAAAUUCGAACCUAAGAUUAUUCCACCUCCACCACCGCAGUUGCGAGUCAUGGGACCUGGAUUCGUCCAUCCACCAAGACACAUGUUCAAUGCGGUUCCACCUCCGCCUCCGAUGGGCGUGUUGCCAGUACCUCCUCCACCAAUGUAAUGAAAUACAAAUUUGAAUUGAUUUUUUUUUUUAAAUAACGUGUGUAGUUUUUCUGAAUAAAAAAAAUUAAAAACUAAA
Eupeodes corollae is the source of this 976-nucleotide messenger RNA. RefSeq names its product splicing factor 3A subunit 2 (gene Sf3a2). Lineage: Eukaryota; Metazoa; Arthropoda; Insecta; Diptera; Syrphidae. Gene Ontology annotation, biological process: spliceosomal complex assembly. The record is from RefSeq and is a predicted model, not a curated record. Gene Ontology annotation, molecular function: nucleic acid binding; zinc ion binding. Bases 116 to 898 code for a protein of 260 amino acids. Gene Ontology annotation, cellular component: catalytic step 2 spliceosome; nucleus; U2 snRNP. The transcript has 2 exons.